AUGUUCCAAGUUGUUUUCUCUCGGUAUCUACUAGCAGACGAUGUUGCUGGUUUAUUGGACGAAACAGACCCUGAUGGUAAAACGAAUCAGGAGUCAAGUGACGAAAUCUAUUCGGGUAUUCCUUAUCUAUUUGGAGAUCGAGUUAUUGAUACUAUGAAAAAGAAAACAAAAAAAUAUGAUCUACUUUACGAAUCAGACGACAUCGAUUACAAUUUAGCUGAUUUAUUUGAUGAAAAGAAGGAGGAAGAUACUCCUCCGCAUCAUGAUCCAGCUGAAUUGAAUAUGAAUGAUUUGUUUUUCGCUAAUGAUACUAUUCCAUUUUCAGAUGUUGCCGGACGACUCGCAUACUAUCUAUCGAAUGAUAUCAAACAUCUGGAAGCAGAUCUAGGCCAAUGGAUUCCAUUGAGUUUCGACGCUAUCGUUGAAGAGCAUCGUGUGCGUGCAGAAGUCUUUUUAACGUGUUGCUAUCCCAUUCGAAUAAUGAAUGGCGAUAGACUUAAAAGUUACGUCGAUAGUUAUGGUCUAUUAGAAGAGCAAUCGAAAAUAAUUGCAGACUGCAUAAAAACAUUGUCAGGCAAAGAAGAAAUUAAUUGCAAGAAUGGCAUUCACAAGUUGAACAUAACUCGUCAGAAUACUAUCAACUUUACAAAUAACUUUGCCGAUAAAUCAAUUCUAACAUCAAUCGAUAGUUCAAUAAAACAACAAAUUUAUAUAGAUAAUAUUGUUUAUAAUUAUCAUCUAAGUACAAACGAUAGAUGUCCUCCGGCACUUCUUCUACUUUGGAAGCCCGACUUGCUAAUCCAAUGUGAAAUCUUCUAUCGGACACGUUUGACUGCAAAAUCAGCAAGUAUUAGUGAUUAUGAAAUUUUUAGUGAUGAUAUAAGUAAACCAUUUCGGCAGAUGGUUUCGAAUAUAUUUGUUAAUCUAAAGGUUACUUCCGACAAAAUAAAACAUAUACUUUUCCCGUUGAACAAGCCAGUGCCAAAAGACCAGAUUAAUCACGAUGUGACGUCAAUUAAAAACAAAAUAGAUCACUACAAAAUUCUAAAUGUUAAUCCGAUGAUUGCUCAUCAUGAAAAACGUGCACAUGCUUAUAAAAUGUGUUGUGAAAAAUUAGAAAACGACGAUCUCAUCAAUCAAUAUUUACUGAGUUACAAUAAUGAUUUCAUCAAGAUGGACAAACUCUUACGUAGUUGUAUCAACGGACAAAUAUUAACUGGCAUAACAAAUGACACUUUCUAUGGUGGAGAGUGCCAAAAAGCUUAUAACGAUCUUACAGAUGCUAUGAAUAAACGACAGGAUUAUAUCAAACAAUACAAAGAACAAGCUAAAGAUAUAAAAGAAAAAUAUAGACAAACGACUACUUCAAAAUUAAGUCAAGCAUGGCUUAUAAAAUCAAUGAAUUCUUUUGUAAAAAUAUAUUGUGAAGACCAGCAUGUAUUCGAAUUAAUGUUCAGCCCAGAAAAACUUGUUAAAUGUGAAGAAUUUAUACGAAAAUCUAUUGGAGAAAAUGGUUCUCAAAUAUAUUUAGACUAUGAUAAAUCUAUUAGCGUUCCAUUUCAAAACAUGGUCCUUUCAGAUUGGCAAGCUCUUGAAAAAGUUCAAGCCAGUAAUCCACCGAUAUCUAGUGAACGACUAAGUCACACUACCGUUUAUCAGACAAAAGUAAAAUUUGAUGAAAUUUAUAUCUUGCAACGUAUUUUGUUUUUAUUGAAGAAACUAAUGUUGGGCAAUAUAAAAUCUCGUAAGAAUAUUUCGCACAGACAUCCAUUACUAUCUUUAAAGAGAAAUACUGCAUCAACAACAUCAACCUAUCACAAUUGUAUCAUACUUAUUGUUACUAUUAUUAAACUAAGUUACUUUUAA
This is a messenger RNA of Rotaria socialis, 1866 nucleotides long. The record is from the annotation of a GenBank genome assembly. NCBI's taxonomy places the organism in Eukaryota, Metazoa, Rotifera, Eurotatoria, Philodinida, Philodinidae.